UUCGCUGCAGCUGCUGAGCGAGGGUUCGGGCCCCCGCAGGCGGUGCACGCCCGCUGCCAUGGCUUUCCGUAGGAGGACGAAAAGUUACCCGCUCUUCAGCCAGGAGUUCGUCAUCCACAACCAUGCAGACAUCGUCUUCUUCUUGGUGCUCUGUGUCCUCAUCGGGCUUAUGUUCGAGGUCACGGCCAAGAUUGCCUUCCUAUGUAUUUUACCUCAGUAUAACGUGAGUGUGCCUACAGCAGACAGCGAGACAGUGAACUACCACUAUGGCCCAAAGGACCUGGCCACCAUCUUGUUCUACAUCUUAAUCACCAUCAUCUUGCAUGCUGUGGUUCAAGAGUACAUCUUAGACAAAAUCAGCAAACGCCUUCAUCUCUCCAAGGUCAAACACAGCAAGUUCAAUGAAUCUGGACAGCUGGUUGUCUUUCAUCUCAGCUCAGUGGCAUGGUGCCUCUAUGUGGUGGCAACGGAAGGCUAUUUAUCAAACCCAAGAAGCCUCUGGGAAGAUUACCCGCAUGUGUACCUCUCCUUCCAGGUGAAGUUUUUCUACUUGGGUCAGCUGGCGUACUGGCUGCACGCGCUACCUGAACUCUAUUUCCAGAAGGUACGGAAGGAAGAAAUCCCCCGCCAGCUACAGUACAUUUGCCUGUACCUGCUCCACAUCGCUGGGGCGUACCUCUUGAACCUCAGCCGCCUGGGGCUGAUCUUGCUCCUGCUGCAGUACUCCACUGAGGCCCUCUUUCACAUGGCUCGGCUCUUCUACUUUGCCGACGAGAACAACGAGAGGCUGUUUAACGCCUGGGCUGCUGUGUUCGGGGUCACACGUCUCUUCAUCUUCACCCUCGCUGUGUUGACCAUUGGCUUCGGAUUGGCUCGGGUGGAAAACCAGGUGUUUGACCCCGAGAAAGGGAACUUUAACACCUUGCCUUGCAGGCUCGGCAUGCUGCUGCUGGUGUGUGUGGCCCAGGCCUGGCUCAUGUGGCGUUUCAUCCACUCCCAGCUGCGACACUGGCGGGAGUACUGGAAAGAACAGAGUGCCAAGCGCAGAGUCUCUGCGGUCCCCAGGCUUCCAGCCAGGCUCCUCAAGAGAGAACCUGGUUACCAUGAAAAUGGAGUGGUGAAGGCAGAGAAUGGAACCUCCUCACGGACUAAGAAACUCAAGUCUCCCUAGCGUCAUUGUGCUGAAAACAGGGAUCCUCUGGGUGAGGGCCUGGCAGAGAUGAGGACCCCUGACCCCCAACUCAGACUCUCUGCCCUUCUGGCCGUACUCCAUCUCCACCAGCAAAAACCUUGGCAUCAAAGGGGGAGCUCCUCUCUACCUUCUAGUCUUUCUCUUCUUUCAUAAACUGUUCUCAAUAAAGCCAAAAAAUCUUCUAUUCUUGCUCCCUUGAGCCACCUCAUGGCCUCACUUCUGUC
Molecule: messenger RNA, 1416 nt
Organism: Rattus rattus (black rat)
Lineage: Eukaryota; Metazoa; Chordata; Mammalia; Rodentia; Muridae
Gene: Tram2
Product: translocation associated membrane protein 2
Exons: 11
Coding region: 59-1171 (370 amino acids)
Biological process (GO): protein insertion into ER membrane; SRP-dependent cotranslational protein targeting to membrane, translocation
Cellular component (GO): endoplasmic reticulum membrane
Source: RefSeq, a predicted model, not a curated record